This is a messenger RNA of Necator americanus (New World hookworm), 1002 nucleotides long. RefSeq lists its product as uncharacterized. Lineage: Eukaryota; Metazoa; Nematoda; Chromadorea; Rhabditida; Ancylostomatidae. The coding region runs from base 1 to 1002 and encodes 333 amino acids. The record is from RefSeq and is a predicted model, not a curated record. Gene Ontology annotation, cellular component: cuticular extracellular matrix. The transcript has 8 exons. Gene Ontology annotation, molecular function: structural constituent of collagen and cuticulin-based cuticle.
AUGGGUGUCGAACUAGCUACUUGCGGCGCUAUAGCUGCGUCAGGCACAACUUUGCUACUAUCACUAGCUAUGAUCUACUCAAUGCAGUCUGAAAUCUCGUCUAUGUGGUCGGAGUUAGAUGCAGAAAUUGAAGAAUUUAAGGCUCUUACAAAUGAUUCCUGGGAAGCGAUGCUAACACUUGGUGUCGGAACCCCGUCAAAUCGAAAUCGACGACAAUACGGAGGCUAUGGAGCGAGCGGAAGAAAUAUGCAAUCGUCCAGCAGUGAAGAAAAGUUGCCUACGGCUGGAGUUAGGCGAGGACUAUCACCGGUGAUACCUUUGCUACCACCGAUGAUCAUAACACCGCUGUUACCUCCAUACUGCCAAUGUUUUCUUGAACCCAGUUGUCCGCCGGGUCCACGUGGUCCUGAAGGCGAGCAAGGACCGGAUGGCAUUGACGGAAUUCCUGGAGAGCCUGGUUUCGACGGCUUCGAUAGCAAGAGCAUGCCAAGACAUAGUUUAAUGCUUGGAUGCAUCCAAUGCCCACGAGGUCCACCAGGGGAGGCUGGAAAGAAUGGACCAAUGGGGGUGCGUGGUAUGCGAGGUAUGAGAGGAUUACCUGGUGUCCCUGGACGGGAUGGCACUCCAGGCAUGCCAGGUGAACAAGGUCCACCCGGACCACCAGGACCCGAUGGGAAACCUGGAAAACCGGGAAGGAAAGGAAACGAUGGCGAGCAGCCAGUUGGUAGAAAGGGUAUACGUGGACCACCUGGAGAACCUGGAAAACCGGGUCCUAAAGGAUACUCUGGUCGAUCUGUUCACAUUGGUCCGGUUGGUGACCCAGGAAUGCAAGGAGUUGCUGGAUUCCAAGGGGCUGCCGGACCUGAUGGUGAGCCAGGACCCAUGGGACCACCCGGCGCUCGAGGAAAAGACGCUACGUACUGCCACUGUCCAGCUCGAGGAGAUCCCGAUGGACCACCACGUGAUUCUAGAAGACCUCUAAAUGUUUCGGAAGACUCCUAG